AUGUCUACGGAAACCGUUAUUGUGAACUGUUCAGAAGUGGGAUCGGAGUCAAUGGCUAUGCCAAAAAGGGCUUAUGUUACUUUCUUGGCAGGAAAUGGAGAUUAUGUGAAAGGGGUUGUUGGCUUAGCUAAAGGUCUAAGGAAGGCUAAAAGUGCUUACCCCCUUGUGGUCGCUGUCUUGCCAGAUGUGCCACAAGAUCAUCGCGAGAUCCUUGAAUCUCAAGGGUGUAUUGUCCGCGAGAUUGAGCCAGUGUAUCCACCAGAGAAUCAAACUCAGUUUGCCAUGGCGUAUUACGUUAUCAACUACUCAAAACUUCGUAUUUGGGAGUUUGUGGAGUAUAGCAAGAUGAUAUACUUGGAUGGAGAUAUUCAAGUUUUCGGUAACAUUGAUCACCUCUUUGAGUAUCCGGAUGGGUACUUUUAUGCGGUUAUGGACUGUUUCUGUGAGAAAACUUGGAGAGACACACCUCAAUUUAAAAUUGGUUACUGUCAACAAUGCCCAGAAACAAUCCAGUGGCCAGCGGAGUUAGGUCCAUCUCCACCAUUGUACUUCAAUGCUGGCAUGUUCAUCUAUGAACCAAAGUUGUCCACUUACAAUGAUCUAUUGAAUACCCUCCAAGUCACCCCUACAACUUUGUUUGCAGAGCAGGAUUUUCUAAAUAUGUUCUUUAGGGACAUCUACCGCCCUAUCCCUCCAGUGUACAACCUUGUUUUGGCAAUGUUGUGGCGACACCCAGGGAAGAUAGACCUUGACAAAGUGAAAGUUGUUCACUAUUGUGCUGCGGGAGCAAAGCCAUGGAGGUACACUGGUAAAGAGGAGAACAUGCAGCGAGAAGACAUAAAGAUGCUGGUGGAUAAAUGGUGGAAAAUAUACAAAGAUGAGUCGUUGGAUUAUAAGAACACAUCAAAGGAUGAGGCGAAAGCAACAAUUCCGGUUCAUUCAGAGAAUGGUGUUCCUAGCUACAUUACUGCGCCAUCAGCAGCCUGA
Molecule: messenger RNA, 987 nt
Organism: Ilex paraguariensis (yerba mate)
Lineage: Eukaryota; Viridiplantae; Streptophyta; Magnoliopsida; Aquifoliales; Aquifoliaceae
Source: the annotation of a GenBank genome assembly